Messenger RNA from Clarias gariepinus (North African catfish), 927 nucleotides. Its product is annotated as macrophage mannose receptor 1-like. The transcript is spliced from 3 exons. The record is from RefSeq and is a predicted model, not a curated record. Lineage: Eukaryota; Metazoa; Chordata; Actinopteri; Siluriformes; Clariidae. The coding region runs from base 1 to 927 and encodes 308 amino acids.
AUGGAAGAGAUGAUGAAGCUGAAUAACACACUGAAGAUGGAAACUGUAAACCAAGCUUGGAUCGGUCUACAGAGAGGAGACACUGGGAAAUGGCAGUGGUCUCUGGCAGACCAAACUUUCUACAGAGAUGGAGACACUUACAGAAACUGGAGUAGUGUGGAACCAAACAACAAGGGGGGAAAUGAGUUUUGUGUUGAGAUGUAUAGGGAUGAGAAGGACACAAACACCAAAAGCUACAUAUUUCUUAAUGAACAAAAGACUUGGCGUGAUGCUCAGACCUACUGCAGAAAGAACUACAUCGACCUGGUCAGUGUGAGGAACCAAACUGAGAAUGAGAAGAUCAGGUAUAUGAUUCCAAAUUAUUAUUCUUCUCGUGGCUUUUGGAUUGGUCUGUUUAAUGACUCCUGGACGUGGUCAGAUCAGAGUAAUUCCUCAUUCAGAUACUGGAGCUCUAACAAACCCAGUGGAGGUUUAAACUGUACUGCAGUGAAAGUGUCUGAUCAACUCUACUGGAGUGACGUGAACUGUACAGAAAACCUCCCGUUCAUCUGCCAUGAGAACAAACUUGUAUUGAUUAAGCAGAGUCUGACCUGGAAAGAAGCUCUGAGAUACUGCAGGAACAAUCAUUAUGACCUGGUCUCAGUGCUCACUCAGGAGAUGCAGCUCUGGGUGAAGGAAGUGGCUCAAGACGCCUCCACUGAACACGUGUGGCUCGGCCUGCGUUAUGACUGCAUCCAGAGUAUCUGGUUCUGGAUUUUUGGAUCAAUGAUCUGUUACCAGGACUGGGCCCCGGGGAACGGGACAGGGUUUGAAAACUGUACAAAUGAGGAGAGAACCGGAGCAGUUCAGUCUAGAGGAGAGCAGCAGUGGAUCAGCCUGCCUCAGAGCAACAAACUCAACUUCAUCUGCUUUAACUAUGAAGGUUAG